UCUAUGUCAUCUGCCUAUUGCCACCCAUAAGACAAAGAGGCGGCCCUGACAAAUCACUUUCACGUGUGCCUUGCCAACAUUGCCCAAUCCUUUUUCCAUUGACUUCCAUAAACACAUACCAUCACUGUUCGUCACAUAUCGCCUUCUAGGCACUAUAUCUUUAGCACAACACCAGCAGUGACUCCCUGUUAUACUUACUCACAUCUUCAUCAUUCUUGGUUGUCUGCGACUGACAAUCAGACCAUUGGGAUGACCUCAUUUACUGUUACCUCACCUUUGGGCCGAAGCGACAAGGCAAACAUGAAUCAUUUACCAUCCGUUUCCAGCCUAAUGUCACCCCCAGAGUCCAAACCUUUCGAUAGUUUUAACCCUGCAUUUUCACCCCAUCAUGUGUCACAGGAUCCUUCAUUCAGCCAUGACAUGAAGCUUCCUCCUAUCUCCGUUGACCGGAAGCGGACACAAUCGGAGAUGGACUUGCCGUCGCCACCUGUGACUCCCUACACAGGCAACAAAAAAAGGAAGUCAAAUACAUCAGAGCAGAUCGAGGGAGAUGCAGUAGUUGGCUCUUCAAGGGACCCUGUCCUUUUCCCUCGCCAAGAUUCGCUCGCAGAGGUUGCUACUGACGAGCCGUUGUUUGGUCCUAUGCUUCCGACCGCGACGGAAGCAUUGGUUGAGCAGCAUAUUAAUUCCCACAUGGCAAGGUUUGAAAAUAAACUAAAUAAACCGACACGCGAUGAGUACCUUCUAGCUCUUUCGUGUGUGCCAAUCGUUUCAGCUCAAUAUAAUCGCAACCCAGGAGCAUGGGCUAAAGAGGAGCGAGAAACGCUAGAGCGCCAACUGGUCAUGAUGAAUCGUUGUCGCCCGCACACAAUGGAAGCGAAAUUAAAGAGAAUCGCCCCAGCGCCGGCCAAGAGGACAGUUCCUGCUCAGACUCGUGCGCAGCGGACUCCCAGGGCCAAGCGUACACCAAGAUUUACACCAAAGCAAAAAGUUUUGGACACUUUUGACUUAACCCCACAAUCCAGUAACAAGCAACCCCGAGCUAUAGGCACAAAUCGGGAUGACACAGAUUAUAAAUCGAUUAUGGAUUACUCCCCUCCUUUAGAGACUCUCGGAAGCAAUGCAAAGGCAUUAAAAGCAGACUGGAAAGGACAAAUGCUGGAUCUCAGCAACGAUUCAGAUCGACACUUGCUGAAUGCCGCCGAGCUCAACCUUGCAGCCACAUUAAGGCUUUCCUGUGCAACAUAUCUAUGCAGCAAGCGUCGCAUUUUUGAGGCUCGUGUCAAGGCUUUGAAUGUCGGGAAAGAGUUUCGAAAGACAGAUGCUCAACAGGCUUGCAAGAUCGAUGUUAACAAAGCAAGCAAGCUUUGGACGGCAUAUGACCGAGUUGGCUGGUUCAGACCGGAACAUUUCGAACAAUUUCUUAAAUGACGUUACGAGAUAUAUCACUAAAGCCUGCUAUCCAACGUUGUUACAUUCGAUCAUCUCAAUUUUUUUUGUUGGUUAAUUAGCGAGUUCGUUCCUAGGAUCAUGCAAUAUUUCAAACCUUUUGUUCUAUGUCACUAGGCAUGGCUGGUCUGUGUACAACGGGGUGACUUGCACUUUUGACCCAUCCUUUUACGGGAUUUGAUGUCCUUUGCUGUUGGCGUUGUAACAGGGAAGACCCCACGGGCUUGACAUUUAGCUGUAUUAUUGAGGUAGAUAGCUGACCUUCCUGCAUGCCAUUCCCUAUUAUAU
Aspergillus pseudotamarii is the source of this 1737-nucleotide messenger RNA. Its product is annotated as SWIRM domain-containing protein. Gene Ontology annotation, biological process: chromatin remodeling; regulation of transcription by RNA polymerase II. Gene Ontology annotation, molecular function: transcription coactivator activity; protein binding; chromatin binding. The record is from RefSeq and is a predicted model, not a curated record. The coding region runs from base 250 to 1431 and encodes 393 amino acids. Lineage: Eukaryota; Fungi; Ascomycota; Eurotiomycetes; Eurotiales; Aspergillaceae. Gene Ontology annotation, cellular component: SAGA-type complex; nucleus. The transcript is spliced from 2 exons.